Molecule: messenger RNA, 1672 nt
Organism: Heteronotia binoei (common prickly gecko)
Lineage: Eukaryota; Metazoa; Chordata; Lepidosauria; Squamata; Gekkonidae
Product: ubiquitin-conjugating enzyme E2 E2
Exons: 6
Coding region: 420-1025 (201 amino acids)
Biological process (GO): protein polyubiquitination
Cellular component (GO): nucleus
Molecular function (GO): ubiquitin conjugating enzyme activity
Source: RefSeq, a predicted model, not a curated record
CUUUUCCUCUCUCUUCCCUUCCCCGUCAUUCUGCGAAACCAGCGAGGCGAAGCGCGCUGCCGCCGCCUCCUCCUCUUCCCCUCCCCCCUCCUAGCCCCGAACUCCUGGCUUAAUUGCCUGAAGACAAGAGCGCGCGUCUGCGCGGCGGGUUUACUUUUCUUCAGGCGGCGGCGACGACGACGACGAAGAAGGCGACGACGGUGGAAGCAGCAGCCGGGACUGGAGAAGUCUCCGCCGAGGGAGGGUGGAAGAGUGGCGGGCGCGCAUGUCUCAGUGAUCGGCCGGGAAGAGGAACUCCCCACCCCCUCACCCCCCGCUGGGCUCCCCCCCCGCCCCGUCCUCGAUACGGAUUAACACGCAGCCUGCUGAAGCUGGAGCGCCAGAGACCCGCGCCCGCCCUUCCUCCCACAGAAUUAAAGAUGUCCACUGAAGGGCAAAGAGUUGACGAUAGUCCGAGCACUAGUGGAGGCAGCUCUGAUGGAGACCAGAGGGAAGGUGUUCAACAAGAUCAAGAAAGAGAACAGGUUCAACCGAAGAAAAAAGAAGGCAAAAUCUCUAGCAAAACAGCUGCUAAACUUUCAACUAGUGCUAAAAGAAUUCAGAAAGAACUUGCAGAAAUUACAUUAGACCCUCCUCCAAACUGUAGUGCUGGACCAAAAGGAGACAACAUUUAUGAAUGGAGAUCAACUAUAUUGGGGCCUCCAGGUUCUGUGUAUGAAGGAGGAGUUUUUUUCCUUGACAUUACAUUCUCACCAGACUAUCCCUUUAAGCCACCUAAGGUCACAUUUCGCACAAGAAUUUAUCACUGUAAUAUUAACAGCCAAGGAGUGAUUUGCUUGGACAUUUUAAAAGACAACUGGAGUCCAGCAUUAACCAUCUCUAAAGUCCUUCUUUCCAUCUGUUCACUUCUUACAGACUGCAACCCUGCUGACCCCUUGGUUGGAAGUAUUGCUACUCAGUAUAUGACAAACAGAGCAGAGCAUGACAGAAUGGCCAGACAGUGGACCAAGAGAUACGCUACAUAGGAAUCUGCUGUAGAACAUGCUGGACCUGUGCAAGCACAUUCACUAAGUGCAUCAAUAGCCCUUCCCUUUCCUUAUUUUUAUUACAAGCAUUUUGCGACAAAAGUUGACUCCCCACCCCCCUUUUCCCCCCUUAUUUUUAUUAUUUUAUUUUUCUGUUCAACUUGAAAAUUUUAAUCUCUAAAAUAUAGAUUGGGAAUUUUGGGUUACAGUGCAAGGAAUGUUGGAUCUGUAAUAGUAUAGAGCUUUGUCACAAAGCUUUGUAUUAAUGUAUUUUUUUUUCCUUUCAUGUGGUCUUGGGGGGGAAAGCAAGCAAACAACUCAAAACUAUAUCUUGUUUCUACUUAAAUGUAGUGUUUAGGGUUAUUUUUUUGUACGGAAGUCUCUAAUGGUGGGUGCAUGUUACUGGGAAUAGGUUUUGUAUAAAAAGCAUAAAAUCAAGAAUCACUGUGCAUUACUAAGACUGUGUUUUAACACUAGCCUUCUGUUUCCUGAACACAAGGCUGUUGGUUUGAACAAAAUGAUAUGUAUUUUGAUUUACUUAAAAGAAAAGUGCUUGUAAAUUUCUUAGGGACCUGCCACUUUUGACUGUGGAUCAGUUGAUGUACACUUGUAUUAUUAAAUCACUCAAUAAAAAACACUGUGGCUGA